UUUUGGUCCCUUCAAACGAGUUUCUUCAAGCUUGCAGCAUGUUGACUUUUCUUUGGAAAUUUACUGUUUUUUUUUUUUACAUCUCAUGCUUUUUAGCUUAUUGCGUGAUGCUUGAAGAUGACCCAAAUAUACCAGCAAUCGCCAAAUAUUUCAACACAAAAGGGAGGUAUGAGGAAGUCAACCCGUACCUCAGAGUGGACAUACUUGCUGUAAACAGAUCUAUUUUACAGCCUCCAUCAGAAGAGUGUCAACAAAUCCAUCUGACAGCCAUAAUAAGACAUGGCACAAGAUACCCGACAACCAAAAAUAUUAAGGAGAUGCAGCAGCUCUAUAAUAUCAUCCUGCACAAUGCCUCAGGUGAACAGAGCUGGCUGCGUGAACUCCAGACCCAGUGGACGAUGUGGUACACUGAGGACAUGGACGGCCGACUCGUCCAGAAAGGUGUGAAUGAGCUCAAGCAUCUGGCUGUCAGGCUGUCAAAGUUGUUCCCCUCGCUGAUUUCAGAGGAGAAGCUGCGGGGUGGAUUCAUCAAAUUCAUAACCAGCUCAAAGCACAGAUGUGUCAACAGCACGCUGUCCUUCAAGGCAGGAAUGACAGAGCACUGGAAUAUUAAAGAUAUGGAGUUUGAUCAUGCAGUGAACGAUGCUCUCAUGAGGUUUUUUGACACGUGCACCAGGUUUGUGGAGGAAGUUGAUAACAACCCGUCAGCUGUGACAGAGGUGGACAAGUUCAAGCAGGGCCCAGAGAUGAGGAGGGUCCAGCAGAAGAUGGCAGACCACCUCAACAUCCCAUACAGUCUCAUCACAUAUGAUAUGGCUGAGGCUGCAUUUUACCUGUGUGCUUACGAAUUUGCAAUUAAGUCAGUGAAGUCCCCCUGGUGUCAGCUCUUUGAUGAGGAUGAUGCAAAGGUUAUUGAGUUUGCAAGUGACCUGAGGGAAUUCUGGAAAAGAGGCUAUGGUCAUGAUAUUAACAGCAGGGCGAGCUGCAUCCUCUUUCAUGACGUGUUUAACCGACUGGACAAAGUGGCCGCCCAGAACAUGUCAGGCCAGCAGGUGGCUGAAGCUGUAACAGUCCAGAUUGGCCAUGCAGACACCCUGCUGCCACUGCUUACACUUCUGGGCUUCUUCAAGGACAGCGAACCGCUGACAUCAACCAACUUUGCUACACAGGCCCAUCGUUCCUUCCGCACCAGUCACAUGAUGCCCUAUGCAGCUAACUUGAUCCUGGUGCUCUAUGACUGCGGGGGAGGCGACCUCAGAGUGCAGCCACUGCUCAAUGAGAAGCCUGUAACUUUCCCCGGUUUGACUGAUCGGGCCUCCAUGCCGCUCUAUCGAGAUGUCUUAGAACACUACAAGGAUCUGCUUCAAGGCUGCAACUUUGAAACUGAGUGUCAGGUGUUCAAACAGCCAGCUGAAGAUUAAACAGACAUUUACAGUGGACUUAUUAUCUUAUAUUUCCACAGUGGAACAAAUGAUAGGCUCCUCCAGUGAAAACACAAUUGACCCAAAAAGCUUUCUGAGUGUUAAAUUUUAAAGUGAUCGCAAUUUUAUAAAAGCACUAAUGUGUUUUCAUAAGGAGUAAAUGUGCCCUAUUUUGUUUUACAAAAUAAAAAGAAAUGCUCUUAAAAUAAAGUCCCACUAAAUAGUUUUAAGCUUGGAAAGUUCCAUGACUAUAGAUACUGUAUGAUUCAUUGAAAAUUAGAGCAGCCCCAACUGUAAUAAGCCAUGUUAACAUAAUAGGAGUUGCCAUCUGUGAAGUCAUAAAUCCAGCAUAAAAGUU
Archocentrus centrarchus (flier cichlid) is the source of this 1779-nucleotide messenger RNA. RefSeq names its product multiple inositol polyphosphate phosphatase 1-like. The transcript has 5 exons. The record is from RefSeq and is a predicted model, not a curated record. Lineage: Eukaryota; Metazoa; Chordata; Actinopteri; Cichliformes; Cichlidae. Gene Ontology annotation, molecular function: inositol phosphate phosphatase activity; acid phosphatase activity. The coding region runs from base 39 to 1421 and encodes 460 amino acids.